Cuscuta epithymum is the source of this 580-nucleotide messenger RNA. The record is from the annotation of a GenBank genome assembly. Lineage: Eukaryota; Viridiplantae; Streptophyta; Magnoliopsida; Solanales; Convolvulaceae.
UCCAAAGCUACAAUGGCUUUGGAAAUCACUCCCUCGACUCAAGCGCUAUUACGAGAUCAUCCAUUGAAAAUGGUGACAAUUUAUGGUUUGCGGUGCUUGACCGCGAAACCAUGAGAGUUUUCGUGCUCCCAAAGGGCACUCAAGGGUGGGUGUUAGCGUACAGUAUCAGUGUUAAAUCGCUCUUGAAUGACACGGCCUCAUCAGGAAAGAGGAGUAGAGGGCGGAUAUUCUUCAGUGGCUUGGUUCCAAUGAAUAAUAAGAGGACUCCGGUUGCUGUAAUCCGGAGGGAAGAAUUCUGGGGGGUAUUUCUUUACGACUUCGACACCAAAGCCGUUCAAUCUGUGUCAUAUUAUGGACAUUCCAUUGCCACCAAAUGGAAAGCACUCAUCCAUGGCUCUGGUUUUCUAGCUCAUUAUCCCUAUUUACGGCCUUCAUCUCUUUCUACAUUCGCUCUUUAAGUGAUAGAUUUCCUAAUUGAUAAAUUAGUUUAGCACUUCAUAUAUUUUUAUAUUUGUAGUUCUUAUUUAAGCUUUACUUCUCAUGUAACGACGUUUGACAUCAAUGCUGAGUUCAUGGUAUU